AAACAGUAGCGGCAAUGUUGAAACAACUACUGUUGUUAAGUUUGCCUAUUACGCUGUACGCCUGGCAGCUGUGCCAUGAUGAGUCGUGCCAAAUUACGAGCCGACAGGCGAGGAUCAUUGGAGGGGACAUCACGGAACAGAAUUCUAGGCCUUUUCAGGUCGCCCUGUACUCGCGAGUGGGAACCACGGGUGAAGUGGGGUUCUGCGGCGGUUCGCUCGUCCACCCGGAGUGGGUGCUGACGGCCGCGCACUGCUGCUACCACAACGGUCAGCAGGUCGACAACGUGCAGGCUAUCCUGGGCGCACACUCGCUGUACGACCGGUACGAGAACGGGCGUCGCAUCGUGAAUGUGGAUGAGGUCCGGGUCCACCCAGACUGGGAUCCGGACUCUUUUUCCAAUGACAUCGCACUCAUGAGGCUCGCUAACGUCAUGCAGCUUACAGAGACCAUCGAUGUAGUCCGCCUUCCGUACCUGAGUAUAUCCAAUUUUAAUUUCGCUGGGUUGGGAGCCACGGCAUCUGGGUGGGGAAUCGCGGCGCCAGGUGUGGAAUUCGUAUCACCAACGCUUCGAGAGAAGCUGAUGACGGUGAUGACGGACACGAUGUGCAACAUACAGUAUUUCGACCAGCUGCCUGCCAAUAUGGUGUGUGGCUUCCACGCUACGGCCGGCACAUGCAAGGGAGACAAUGGUGGUCCAUUGACAAUAUGGUAUAAUGCCACAGAGGAAGUUAUUCUGAUCGGCGUGGCGUCGUUCGUGGACGUGAGUGGGUGCAACGACGAACUUCCCUCUGUGUUCACAAUGCGGGCACUGUUGGUUGGUUUGGCUAUAGUGGCGGCGGCGGCGGCCUCGGCGCUGCCGUCUGCGGAGCCAGUCCUGGGGUACCACGAUGCCGUGGGCAUCCCUCACGCGGCCAAGGUUAAGGAAGCGGAAGAACAGUACUUCGCCAGCCGUGAUGACCGGGACUUGGCCAACCGUGAUGACGCGCAGGUUAACCCUCUCAUUGUGGGAGGAGUUGUGGCGUCAACCGGUGCUCAUCCUUACUUGGCGGGUCUCGUCAUCAGCCUCAUCAAUGUGGCUGGUCAAUCUGCCUGCGGCUCCUCACUCCUCUCCGCCAAUCGGUUGGUAACCGCAGCCCACUGCUGGAACGACGGUAUCAGGCAGGCCUGGCAGUUUGAGGUGGUCCUGGGUUCCAAUUGGCUGUUCAUCGGCGGUACUAGGAUCAGCACGUCGCAGGUCAUCACGCAUUCGGCGUGGAACCCCUCAACUCUGGCCAAUGAUGUCGCUGUGAUCUAUUUGCCUACCAAUGUAGCCUUCUCAGCUAUUAUCCAGCCCGUCGCCUUGCCGUCCACCACUCAACUGUGGGACCAAUUUGUGGGUCUGUGGUCAACUGCUUCUGGAUACGGCAAGACCAGUGACUUGCAAGCCGGCGUAUCGACGGCCAGCGUGGUGAGCCAAGUGUCCCUGCAAGUGAUCUCGAUGGCGCAGUGCCAACUCAGCUUCGGUCAAUGGAUUCUGGACAGCACCCUCUGCACCAACGGUAUCGGAGGCGUCGGCAUCUGCGGCGGCGACUCCGGCGGCCCGCUGGUCAUUAACUCCAACGGACAGACUAUUUUGGUGGGCAUCAGCUCGUUCGUAGCAGCGUCCGGUUGCCAGCUCGGCCACCCCUCGGCCUUCGCCAGGGUCACCAGCUUCUACAGCUUCAUAGUCAGCCAUCUGUAAACCUGACCCGACUUGAACGACAUCUGUAA
Molecule: messenger RNA, 1750 nt
Organism: Cydia fagiglandana
Lineage: Eukaryota; Metazoa; Arthropoda; Insecta; Lepidoptera; Tortricidae
Product: polyserase-2-like
Exons: 12
Coding region: 15-1721 (568 amino acids)
Biological process (GO): proteolysis
Molecular function (GO): serine-type endopeptidase activity
Source: RefSeq, a predicted model, not a curated record